Messenger RNA from Piliocolobus tephrosceles (Ugandan red Colobus), 3192 nucleotides. It is a transcript of the gene RHOQ, whose product is annotated as ras homolog family member Q. Gene Ontology annotation, molecular function: GTPase activity; GTP binding. NCBI's taxonomy places the organism in Eukaryota, Metazoa, Chordata, Mammalia, Primates, Cercopithecidae. Gene Ontology annotation, biological process: small GTPase-mediated signal transduction. The transcript is spliced from 5 exons. The coding region runs from base 552 to 1169 and encodes 205 amino acids. The record is from RefSeq and is a predicted model, not a curated record.
CUGCGCGCCCCUCCGCGCGGCCCUCGCGGGGAGUGAGGCUCGGGUACGCCGGCUGGGCCGCGCGGCGGUGGCGGGCGGGGGCGCGGGGCGAGGGCCGCGCUCCGGGAGGCGCCUGGGCCCGCCCUCCUCCGGGGCGCCGCGGGAGGGGCCCGGGCCGGCGCGGGGCGGAGAGAGCCUCCUGGCCCCUCCCCUCCGCCGCCCUCCCCAAAGUUGCCGUCUCCCCCGGGGCCGGCCGGUCUUAUGAUCCGGCGGAUCCUCCUGGGGAGACCGGGCCGGGGAGAGGGCGCGGGCGCCGAGUGGCGGGGGCAGCGGGCGGGCGCGGCGACAGGGGCCGGGGCGGGGAUCCGGGCGGCGACCGCGGCGGCGGCAGCGCCCCGGGCCCGCCGCCCCCUCCCCUCCGGCAAGGGGAGCCGCUGCAUGGGGCCGGGGGGGCGGCCCUGCGGCGCGGAGCGGCGGCGACGGCGGCGGACCCCCCAGGCGGGCUGGGGCUGAGCCCGGGGCCGGGGCGGGGGCUCCGGGGGGACCAUGCCCGGAGGCCGGCCGGCCGCAGCAUGGCUCACGGGCCCGGCGCGCUGAUGCUCAAGUGCGUGGUGGUCGGCGACGGGGCGGUGGGCAAGACGUGCCUACUCAUGAGCUAUGCCAACGACGCCUUCCCGGAGGAGUACGUGCCCACCGUCUUCGACCACUACGCAGUCAGCGUCACCGUGGGGGGCAAGCAGUACCUCCUAGGACUCUAUGACACGGCCGGACAGGAAGACUAUGACCGUCUGAGGCCUUUAUCUUACCCAAUGACCGAUGUCUUCCUUAUAUGCUUCUCGGUGGUAAAUCCAGCCUCAUUUCAAAAUGUGAAAGAGGAGUGGGUACCGGAACUUAAGGAAUACGCACCAAAUGUACCCUUUUUAUUAAUAGGAACUCAGAUUGAUCUCCGAGAUGACCCCAAAACUUUAGCAAGACUGAAUGAUAUGAAAGAAAAACCUAUAUGUGUGGAACAAGGACAGAAACUAGCAAAAGAGAUAGGAGCAUGCUGCUAUGUGGAAUGUUCAGCUUUAACCCAGAAGGGAUUGAAGACUGUUUUUGAUGAGGCUAUCAUAGCCAUUUUAACUCCAAAGAAACACACUGUAAAAAAAAGAAUAGGAUCAAGAUGUAUAAACUGUUGUUUAAUUACGUGAGAAACAUCUUCAGUGGCCAAGGAAACUGUCCAUUUCUCUCAGAAAGCAAAUGAAAUGCUACAGCUAUAUCCAGACCUUUUAUAGGUAAUGAAGCAGUUCAAAACUUGAAAGAAAACAAAACCUGUCCUCAGAAUUCUAUAAAAGUUAUUAAGAAUGUUCCUUAAAGGUUUAAGAAGCAGUAAGCAGCAUCUGAAGCCACAAUCUAUUAUAAAUACUUUAUUUCAACUAGAAGGUACAAUCUCUCAGGGGUUUCAUAGUUUAAAAAGCUACAAUCACAUCAUGUUGUAACUACAUAAAAAACAGUGCUGUAAAUGGAACUGCUUGGCUUUGACCAUACACAUUUCUGCACAGCCCUUACAGAAUCUGCACAAAGAAGUAUCUCCCUUUGCUCCAGUUAAUUGUUCUUGUAUGUAAGUUGCUUUCUAUUCCAGUAUAUCCAGAGUGGUGAAAUAACAAGGCCAGCCACGUAGCCAAAGGUCGCUCCAAGCGUACAGGAGAUGGGCCAUACCUGAGGAGAGAAUGUAUGAGAUCAAAAAAGAACAAAUGUUUUUAUUAUUACUUGAGCACAAGUGUAACCUAAAUAUUUCUAUAUUAAAGCUUAAUGUGCUUUCUUAAAGAAUGCCAAAAGUGUAAUAAGGUAAUAAUUGCAUUUAUCAUGAACACUAAAAAUGUACACAUUUUAGUUAAUGUGCAUUAAACUGUAACAAGGCUCUGGCAAUUGUAGAUUUAGUUUGACGCUCCCCAAAGUGCAUGAGACAUAUGCUAAAAUUACAAAUUAAAAUUUUGGGUCAGACUUUGCCAUAACGCUGGACUCAAUUUAGCUCUCUGAACUAGUUGGUAAUUUUUUUUUUUUUAAUUCCCACUUUGGCUGUGUACAUCAAAUGAAAUGAGAAUUGUGUAUGUUGACCAAACCACAAGAAACUUUAAGUUGUGUUAAAGAGGGAAGACCUAGAAUCCAAGCAUGUUACGUGAAAAUUGUAACAGAGCAGCUGCUUCCACCUUUCAGAUAUAGAUGUUGGAACCACAGCAGAAGUUAUAGAAUGACAACUUAUAUACACAUCUAGAAUGUAAGUUAAACAAAAUACCGGCUUCCAGAGACCCAUUUUCUCCAGCCAUAUUACAUUAGGCUAGAAGUAAUUAAUUUUGAAUUAUUUAAUCUACAAGCAGUGCAUGUGUUGGUCCCUAAGUGAAAGGCUCUGCUUAAAGAAAAAAAAAAGUUGGAGAAAAAUUUUCAUGUUCUUCUGUGAAGCUUAUUUGGUACACUGGAGCCAUUUCUAAUCUUUCUCUGGGGGGAACAGGCCACAGAACUGUGUUAGAGGUGAACCAUCUUAAUUACUAGUUCUAUUACCUAAUUCAGCUUCCUUGUUUGGUCUGCUGUGGAUCUGCCUUAUUGCAUAUGCCAUGCAUCAGAUAAUGGUGUUAGACAAAGCUUCAUUGUGAACAACCUAAUGCAUUUUAGAGAAACAAUCUCAUCUACACAUUUUUUUCUAGCCUUUCCUACAUUUAAACUUGCUGUUGCCUAAAUUAUAAUUUUUUAAAUGUCUUUGGUGGGCUUCUGUUAAUUCACAUGACUUAAGCUUAUAGCUAUGUCUACUGCACAGAUUGGGUAAUGGAACACUAAACUUUUAUACUUGAAAAUGACAGCCUUAAAUGCUCAUAUCAGUCACAAAUCUAGGAUGUACUGUCUUGUUGUAUGUGAGCUUUGUAGAGAUUUUUAAAAAUAUAAGCAUCACCUUUCCAUUGAAGAGUGGAGAGAGUCUACUGGAUGACUGGCCAGGAACUUUCUCUCUGCAUCAGACAUUUGGAUGUCUUCUUUCUUCCAAGAAAUGGUGGUUCACAUUAAGUAUCAUGGCCUUAUGUAUGCUCAAAUGGAAUCUUAUGUAACUUUCUUAUUUAAUUUUGGUCUGCUAUUUUUAGAUAAAAUUGAAAGGAAUUGUAUAAAUCAAUUAACAUAUUAGCUAAGUUGUCCAACACAUGGUAUAAAGGAAUUACAACAGUAAACUAUUAUACAUUUCGAACUUGC